This is a messenger RNA of Vitis riparia (riverbank grape), 1271 nucleotides long. RefSeq names its product XIAP-associated factor 1-like. The record is from RefSeq and is a predicted model, not a curated record. NCBI's taxonomy places the organism in Eukaryota, Viridiplantae, Streptophyta, Magnoliopsida, Vitales, Vitaceae. The transcript is spliced from 6 exons. The coding region runs from base 148 to 786 and encodes 212 amino acids.
CCUAAUCAAACAACGUAAGACUAUAAAGGCUUCUUCAGUGAAACCAAUCGACACUUACAAUUUAAGUUCGUACAAAUCGAAGAUCGUCCAAAGGAAAUUCCGAGAAUUUUGAUCAAGAGCGAGCUCUUUGUGAUUAUAUACGGUUCCAUGGCGAUUGCAUCCAAUGAAUCCACGAGCAUCUGCAGUCACUGUGACAAAGCUAUUCCUUCUACAAAUAUCGAUUUGCACUAUGCUCACUGCUCCCGAAAUCUGGAAAGAUGUAAACAUUGUGCUGACAUGGUUCCAAAAAAACAUGCUGAGGAACAUUACUUAAAUACCCAUGCUGCGGUAUCCUGCUCACUCUGCAGUGAGACUAUGGAACGUGAAAUUUUAGCUGUUCAUAAAGGUGAAAAUUGCCCCCAAAGGAUUGUCACAUGCGAAUUUUGUGAGUUUCCUUUGCCUGCAAUUGAUCUGUCAGAGCAUCAGGAAGUAUGUGGCAACCGAACGGAAUUAUGUCAUCUGUGUAGAAGGUAUGUUAGACUGCGUGAAAGGAAUGGCCAUGAAGCCAUGUGCAAUGGUGCACCAGAUAACAGUGUCGGUGUCCAAGAUAAUGGUGUUGGUGUCUCAGAUCAUACCGUCAGUUCUUCAAGAAGGGAUGCAAGAGCAGCUGAGAGAGAACAAGGUGGGCAAAGAAGGCCGCCGCUACAGGGGUUUUCACAGAGGCGUCUUCUGUUCACCAUCGCAAUUACAGGCAUUGCUGUUUUAUUAGGAUCACUCUUCUUCCAGAAGAAAACCGAAAACCACUGAAAUGCAUUAGGAGUAGGAAGGAACAAUUUGAGGAUCUGCAACUCUGCUUUAAAGUUGUGUAUUCAUUUGUCUGGAUCUAAAUCAUUUUGAGAAAAUGCUACUAUAACCGUUGAACUCAUAAGGAUGUCACUUAUAUAUAUAUAUAUAUAUACAUUAACCAAGAAAGAUUGCAUAUUAUUUGGAAUUUUCUGUUCAUAGGUUGAUUGAUUCACUUCAUUUGCAUGAAAUAUGUACAGAAGCCGAAGGUUUUUCUCACAGGAUGGGGCUGCUUUUCUUCCAAAUGCUGUUUAUUUGAAGUUGUUUGCUGCUUGCUUCAAAAUGCAAAAAAUAGUGGCUGAUUUGCGAAGCAGACAGGCUUCACUCUCCCCAUAUCAGAACCCAUCUUCUAUUUACCUUUGCUUAUAAGAUUGGUUGACAUUUGUAGAUUUUGCAUCAACCAUAUUGGUCCUCCAUGAAAGAGCCGCAAAAAGGGCAAUUUUUUUUUG